UUGAUAGUCCAGAAGGCAGCUAAAUUGGGAGCAGUUGCUAUUUUCAGCACCAAAGCUGUGAACAGCGUCAGGGAGAGCAUGGAAGGGAGUCCUAGCCGAGGCUGGGUUGUUGCAAGAGGCUGUCGACCAGCUCGAAAUAGGAGCGGAGAGAUGUAAUAGUUGUGACAUCCUCCUGGCAGCGAAGCCAUCGAGACCCGGCUUCCUGCAUCGCUGGACUUGGCGACCAGCCGAUCUCCCUGCUGAGUGCGUGGAUGCAGCGGUCGGGGGAAGAGGGCAAACAUGCGGCACGUGAAUCUUUCUCUCCAUAGGAAAAAGCAUAACAUCCUCCCGGGAGGCGGCUCCCCAAAGCAAGGCUUUCUACGCAAGCUCCGAUCAAAACCACUUGAGGCUCCAGAAGAUCCGUGCAGCCGGCUCCAAGAAUACCCUCCUCCUAGGGAGCCUAAGACCUCAAGGAUGCAUCAGCUCCGUCUAAGUUUCUCACGGUUGUGAUGUUCCGGUGGAGUUCACCCAUCACGGAGGACCUUCCAUGUUUCUGGGUCUUGUGGAUCGCCUUUCGUCUAAGCUUCCCUGAACCCGUUCCCCCCUCCCUCUGAGGUUUUCCUAAAGAUUAAAUGGAAAAAGAAAACUGUCUAAGGACGCAGAGCUUCUCUUGCGCUCUUCAUAGUGCGAUUCAAGUCCAGGCUUUCGGAGCAGCGAUCAACCAUCUUGUGGGCACCAUGUCUGUUCAGUGAAAUCCAAGGUCCCACCUGAGACACUACCAUGUUCAGCGACAAGAACAGCACUCCUUUGUCCCAGAAGCCAAGCAAGAAGAAAACAAGGCCACAGGGUCUCCCUUCCCCAGCUCUGUGCUGUGCCUGUGGACUGUGCAUCAUGCUCGCAGGCAUUAACAUCACCCUGGUGGGAGCCUUUGCUUUUGGGACAUUCUUGCCUGUCAACAACCCUCCCAUUGUCAUCGGUCCCAUCCUUUUGGUUGUGGCAUUCACCUUCUUUGGGGCGUGCUGCAUCUGCAGCCGGAGACCUCCUGCUCACGGUGCAAGGAAAUCCAAACCGGGGGCCAAUAUCGGGCUCAUCAAACCUGGGAGCACAGCUUUUGAAAUUGAAACCAGCGAGCACACAGUUCAAGACACCACGGCUGUGCAACUAAGCCCAACCAACUCCCCCAUGUCCUCCAAAAGGUCUACCCCUGUUCAUGAGAAUUCAAAGACCUGCAAACUUUUUACAAUGGAUAGCAAUGGGCCGGCGGCCAAAUACAUAGCAGGUGGAGAAUCCAUACAACUGAAUUUGCCCAGAGACAUGGGCAUGUCAUAAAGCCAAACUGGAGAAUAUUUAUGAGUAGCUGGGCAGCAGGCACUUCAGCAUGUGACCAGAUGGUUAGAUGAGCUCGCAGCACACCAAGCAUCUGGGAUCCAAUUUAGUGUUGGCCGACACGUGCAUCAGAAUAUGUUGAGAAAUUUAAGGGAAAGGCAUAAUAAAGUAGCAAUUACUUAGAAAUCAAUGCACAGCUGAAGUGGGAAGUGCCAGGCACUUGUGUGGAAGGACUGGAUUUUGAGCAAUGAAAUUAAAAUGAAAGAUGGCACAUACGAAUCAGCAGGGCACAGCUACUGAAAACAGCACAGCCUCUGGAUCUCAUUCAUUAUUUUAAUGGGUUUAUAAAUGAUAAUAUGGUGGUCAGAAUCUGAUGAUACAAGAACAGUGGGAAAUUUAUAGAUUCUGAUUAUUUUUUUAGAAGGAAUGUGGAUCGUAAUGAACAUUGAACAAGGAAAAGAAAAUUGGCACUCAGAUUUAAUGAGGUUGAUUUGUUUUCUUAUUCUGAGGUCAGUGCUUCUUGAGUGCAAUUUAAAAUCCAUCUGGCCUCUUGUUUUGCCCUGCCUUCACACUUUCCUCCUUUUCACUGCUUGCUGCAAAAGUCACUGGAAGUUCCACACACAAAUAUUGCCUUGAUUGACCUCCCUCCAUCCUCUGGUUUUCAGAUUCAUGUUUCGGUUGUGUCACUGGCAGCAGGCUCAGCUGCGUUGGGUUGGGUUUCAGAUGGUUCUACAGAGGAUGUGCAGGGUAGCAAUGGUCAGAGUUGCAAGGUUACAGAGCAAACAGGAGGAGAAAUCAUGGAAAGACUUUAUAUAACAGGAAGUGGGACAAAACAACAUUUUAUAACUAGCUUGCAACCAGCAGGCUAGUCUGAACAUCCACCCAUUUGGGAGGAAAAUGGCUUGACCAAGAUUUGACCUCUGAAACAUGGAUAUGUAUAAUAAGGAGACAUGUGCAGAAAUAUAUGGUGACAAACAUUAGUGCACAUAAUGGAAAUUUUGAUCUCUUUACAUCUUAAGAAGAGUCUUAGGUUUGGGGGAAAUAAUCACUCAAAGCCCUUCUUAUGCAACUACUCUAUGAUAUUGGUUGUGAAUGAGAGAAUGAACAUGUUCUCCUCUGCUUGUAUCAAAAUACCAGACAACACAGUGAUUUCAGGGUUAGAUGGUCCUUUCCUGAGGUCAUUAGAAUUGACGAUGCUUCAGAGAAAUAUGUUGUGUGUUGGUUGUCCAAUCAAUGGCCUCAAUCUAUCUCAGAAAGAUUCAUUUUUUUUAACUUGCAGAUAUUAUUUGUCCCCUAAAAGUAAAGUGGCCUAUUUAGCUGAGACUUCCACAUUUUGCUUGGGAGCAUCUUUUUACUGUAAUAAGAGAAGCGAUGCAGACUAGGCUAUAGUAGGGAUGCUCAUGACAUUUCCCCCAUCUGAAUUUCUCACCAAAUUUUGGUGUUCCAAACUUCUUGCAGUGAUGCCGAUGUGUUUGUGAUUCUUCCAGUCUUGAUUUCUGGCCUUUUUAAAAAGACUAUUGGGCAUGUACAAAUUGCUGGUUCCCCAACCCCUUGUUUUCACCUUCUUAUGUUUUGCCUUUGCAUGUCAUCAGUCCACACUGAACAUGUAUGCACAUUAAGGAAGAUAUCGGGCAACACACCAUUAUAACCUGGGAUCAUGCCGUUCUUCUGUGUGCGGUGACCAAAGGAAGGGGAAUGCAAUGUGAAGGGAAAGUCAGAGGGGAGUAAGAAUUGCUGGGAGACAAUGAUGGUGAAAGAGACAGAUGCAGGAGGAGCUGGCAAGGGGUGGGGUGGCACCACAGACCUGUAUUGGGAUGGAGCGGGGUUGGGGCAAGGCACCAGCGAGGCUGAGGCAGGUGCAUCAGAAAGAGCACUGGAUUGGCUCCACCAGUGCAUCUGUGUCACCUGACUUUGCUGCCACCCUACAUCACUCC
Podarcis raffonei (Aeolian wall lizard) is the source of this 3239-nucleotide messenger RNA. It is a transcript of the gene TMEM275, whose product is annotated as transmembrane protein 275. NCBI's taxonomy places the organism in Eukaryota, Metazoa, Chordata, Lepidosauria, Squamata, Lacertidae. The transcript is spliced from 2 exons. Bases 760 to 1308 code for a protein of 182 amino acids. The record is from RefSeq and is a predicted model, not a curated record.